AUGGGUGAAAUAAAUAAAGAUGAUGUUGAGAAAUAUCUAGAGAACAACCCAGAAUUUGCCAAGGAAUAUUUUGACCGAAAACUACGGCUAGAAGUAGUAGGAAGCAUCUUCAAAGUCAGCCCUGAGGAUGUGAAGGAUGGAGCUUCCUUCAAGGACAUGUCUAAGCUAGAAGAAUGUCAGUUGCUUUUGGAGAUAUUAAUGGAAAUCCAAGAUGAAGCGAGCUGUCUGGAAAAGACAGCACAUAAAGUUCUGCAAAGGUUGGCACAUUUGCUGGCAGCUGAUCGAUGUAGCAUGUUUAUUUGCCGUUCUCGCAAUGGUAUUCCAGAGGUGGCUAGCAGGCUCUUAGAUGUCACCCCUACAUCCAAAUAUGAGGACAACCUGGUGAUUCCUGAAAAAGAAGCUGUUUUUCCUCUGGACAUUGGGAUAGUGGGUUGGGUUGCUCAUACUAAAAAGCAAUUUAACAUACCAGAUGUUAAAAAGAACAAUCAUUUUUCUGACUUUUUGGAUAAACAAACUGGUUAUACAACAGUCAAUAUGCUGGCAGUUCCCGUGCUGCAAGGCAAAGAGGUUCUUGCUGUGUUCAUGGCACUUAACAAGCAAAAUGCCCCUGAAUUCUCUAAAGAGGAUGAAAAUGUCUUUAACAAAUACAUUGAUUUCCUUGCACUUGCUUUAAAACAAUUCCACACAGCAUAUCUGUACAAUAUUGAAUCCAGGAAAAGUCAGAUGCUUUUGUGGUCCGCUAACAAAGUAUUUGAAGAACUUACAGAUAUUGAGCGACAGUUUCACAAAGCACUGUACACUAUUCGAAUAUAUUUAAACUGUGAAAGGUAUUCUGUUGGACUGCUGGACAUGACGAAAGAGAAGGAAUUCUAUGAUGAGUGGCCAAUUAAGCUGGGUGAAGCAGAGCCUUACAAAGGACCAAAAACACCUGAUGGCCGAGAAGUCAACUUUUACAAGAUAAUUGAUUACAUUUUGCAUGGAAAAGAGGAAAUCAAAGUCAUUCCAUCACCUCCUGCAGACCACUGGUGUCUUGCUAGUGGAUUGCCAACAUAUGUUGCUGAAAAUGGGUUUAUUUGUAAUAUGAUGAAUGCACCUGCAGAUGAAUACUUCACAUUUCAGAAAGGAACAUUUGAUGAGACUGGCUGGAUAAUUAAAAAUGUCUUGUCCUUGCCUAUUGUCAACAAAAAGGAAGAAAUUGUUGGUGUGGCUACAUUUUAUAACAGGAAAGAUGGGAGGCCCUUUGAUGAAUAUGAUGAACAGAUUACUGAAAUGCUUACACAGUUCCUUGGGUGGUCUGUUUUAAAUACUGACACUUAUGACAAAAUGAAUAAGCUUGAAAACAGGAAAGACAUUGCUCAGGAAAUGUUGAUGUACCAGACAAAGGCAACAAAGGCUGAAAUCCAGAGCAUAUUGAAAUACAAAGAAAAACUGAAUGUAGAUAAUAUUGAAGACUGUGAUGAGAAACAACUAAUCAAAAUUUUGAAGGAAGAAUUGCCUGAUCCACAGAAUGUAGAACUUUAUGAAUUUCGUUUCAGUGAUUUCCCCGUUACAGAACAUGAGUUAAUAAAAUGUGGGAUACGACUAUUCUUUGAAAUAAAUGUUGUGGAAAAGUUCAAAGUACCAGCAGAGGUACUGACAAGGUGGAUGUAUACAGUCAGAAAAGGAUAUCGCGAUAUCACGUACCACAACUGGCGGCAUGGCUUCAAUGUUGGACAGACAAUGUUUACCCUUUUGAUGACAGGUAAAAUAAAAAAAUAUUAUACUGACUUAGAAGCCUUUGCUAUGGUAGCUGCAGCCUUCUGCCAUGACAUUGAUCACCGAGGAACCAAUAACUUGUACCAAAUGAAGUCAGCAGCUCCACUGGCAAGACUUCAUGGCUCUUCCAUUCUAGAAAGGCAUCAUCUAGAGUACAGUAAAACAUUGCUACAAGAUGAGAGUUUAAAUAUCUUCCAGAACCUAAAUAAGCGUCAGUUUGAAACUGUUUUACAUUUAUUUGAAGUUGCAAUCAUAGCAACUGACUUGGCUUUAUAUUUCAAGAAAAGGACUAUGUUUCAAAAGAUUGUGGAUGCAAUUGAAAAAAUGGAAAAAGAAGAGGAUGCAAUUAAAUAUAUAAGUAUGGAUCCAACCAAAAAAGAAGUAAUCAUGGCUAUGAUGAUGACUGGCUGUGACUUAUCUGCUAUCACAAAACCUUGGGAGGUACAAAGUAAGGUUGCAAUCAUGGUUGCAAAUGAAUUCUGGGAGCAAGGUGAUCUUGAACGAACUGUCCUACAGCAACAGCCAAUUCCUAUGAUGGACAGGAACAAAAGCGAGGAAUUGCCCAAGCUACAAGUUGGUUUCAUAGAUUUUGUGUGCAGUUUUGUGUACAAGGAAUUCUCAAGGUUCCACAGGGAAAUUACACCUAUGUUUGAUGGUCUUCAAAACAAUCGGGUGGAAUGGAAGUCACGAGCUGAUAUCUAUGAAGAAAAAAUGAAAGCUAUUGAGGAACAAAAGAAAAAGGAGGAGGAAGAGGCUGCCAAAAAAGGUGGCAAAGGUCGAAAAUAA
Messenger RNA from Varanus komodoensis (Komodo dragon), 2541 nucleotides. RefSeq names its product phosphodiesterase 6C (gene PDE6C). The transcript has 22 exons. The record is from RefSeq and is a predicted model, not a curated record. Gene Ontology annotation, biological process: signal transduction; visual perception. The coding region runs from base 1 to 2541 and encodes 846 amino acids. Gene Ontology annotation, molecular function: protein binding; 3',5'-cyclic-nucleotide phosphodiesterase activity. NCBI's taxonomy places the organism in Eukaryota, Metazoa, Chordata, Lepidosauria, Squamata, Varanidae.